Molecule: messenger RNA, 1482 nt
Organism: Calypte anna (Anna's hummingbird)
Lineage: Eukaryota; Metazoa; Chordata; Aves; Apodiformes; Trochilidae
Gene: TBCA
Product: tubulin folding cofactor A
Exons: 4
Coding region: 150-476 (108 amino acids)
Biological process (GO): post-chaperonin tubulin folding pathway; tubulin complex assembly
Cellular component (GO): cytosol; microtubule cytoskeleton
Molecular function (GO): beta-tubulin binding
Source: RefSeq, a predicted model, not a curated record
GCAACCGCACCACUUCUCCCGGGGGUUCCUCCCGGGCUGGGAGCUCCGCGCAUGCGCAGGACGGGGCUGCGCAGUCACCACGCUGCGUCGUCCCCUCCGAACCCUUCGCACCUGCGCCGCUGGGGUCCGGCCCGUGCCGCCGCCUCACCAUGGCAGACCCACGCUUAAGGCAGAUCAAGAUCAAGACCGGCGUCGUCAGGCGACUGGCAAAAGAAAAAGUUAUGUAUGAAAAAGAAGCAAAACAGCAAGAAGAAAAGAUUGAAAAAAUGAAAGCUGAAGCAUGUGAUGAAUAUGGAAUUAAGAAGCAGAUCGAGAUCUUACAAGAGUCAAGAAUGAUGAUUCCAGACUGUCAGCGCAGAUUAGAAGCUGCACAUGCAGAUCUUACUCAAAUACUAGAGAAUGAAAAAGAAUUGGAAGAAGCUGAAGAGUAUAAAGAAGCACGUUCCAUACUGGAGUCAGUGAAGCUGGAAGCCUAGAAGUUUUUCAGUACUCUCUUUAUAUUCAAUUUAGCACUGGGUCCAUUCCACACUUUCAUUUGACUACGGCUCUAUUACUAUCAUUAACUUGCUAAGGUUCCCUUUAUGCAAACUGGCCUUUCUUUAACCGCACGAUGCAUUAAAUAAAGGAUGUUCUGAAACAUGUAUUCCAAAUGUUAUUAAUAAUAGCUAAUAUACAGUACUUAAUCAAACAGUUCAGGCUAAGAAACAAAGUUUAGCUUUGUAAGGAAUGUGAGGAACCAAUAAAUAUGUGGGGAUGAAACAAUCAUAAAAUGUUUUGGAUUGGAAGGCACUGUAAAGAUUCAUGGGAUUCCAGGCCCCCUGCCCUGUAACAACCUGUACUGAAAGAGGAGUUAAAUGUAAAUGACCCCUCAAAGUCACCAGUCUUUUUCCUAUGAGGCAAUUUAUCUGUAAUUUAAUCUGACCUUAUAGCAACCUUACAAUAUCUGAAGGGAGCCUACAAGAAAGCUACGAAAGGCUUCCUAUGUGGGUGUGUAGUGAGCAGACAAGGGGAAAUGGUUUAAAACUUGAGGAGAGGAGAUAUAGGUUAGACAUUAGGAAGAAAUUCUUUCUUGUGAGGGUGGUAAGAUGUUGGAACAGGUUGCCCUUGGAAGUUGUGGUUAAUCCCUCCCUGGAAAUGUUGAAGGCCAGGUUGGAUGGGGCCUUGAGCAACCUGGUGUAGCAGAAGGUGCCCCUGCCCAGGCAGGGGGGUUGGGACUAGAUGAACUUUAAGGCCCAUUCCAACCCCAGCCAUUCUUAAUCUUCCUGGAACACCAAUUAAAACAUUAUGUACAAAUGCUGUCAUUCCUUUGAGAACAGCUUCUCUAAAUGGCAGACAGGAAACUAUUGUUGAACAAGAAAGCUUUUUACAUUCGUUUUUGUAGCUUGAAAGUGCUCUGGCAUGUUCCUUAGAGGCAACAUAAAGCACACUGUAUCUUUUGUGUGGUGCUAUACUGAAUACUCUUAAUAAAGUUUUUUGCUAAUU